This is a messenger RNA of Apus apus (common swift), 2898 nucleotides long. RefSeq names its product ankyrin repeat and EF-hand domain containing 1 (gene ANKEF1). Gene Ontology annotation, molecular function: protein binding. The transcript is spliced from 10 exons. Lineage: Eukaryota; Metazoa; Chordata; Aves; Apodiformes; Apodidae. The record is from RefSeq and is a predicted model, not a curated record. The coding region runs from base 66 to 2363 and encodes 765 amino acids.
UCGGGGGGCCCGUGUAUUUCCAGACAUUACUUCCUUGAAAGAAGCCAUUUUUUUCUUAUUCCAGGAUGUUACCAGUGGACAGCAGACUUGUAAAUUUACAGAUCUACAGACUUCUUCAGUGUGUUCACCAAAAAGACAAGAAGCAAAUAGAAAAACUGGUCCAGAAUGGAUUUCCAAACCUUAUUAAUUUCACCGAGCCUGUGGAAGGAUAUAGUGCCCUUCAUUUGGCCUGCAUGAAAAAUGACACUGACAUGUGCAGCUUCUUGCUGGAACAGGGAGCUCAUCCAGAUGUCCAGGACAAAAUGGGACGUACUCCAGCAAUGAAAGCAGCUGAGCUAGGCCAUGAGUUGGUUUUGGAAUUAUUAGCAAAAGCUAAAGCAGACAUGACUGCUGUGGAUAAUGAAGGGAAAGGUGUUUUGUUUUACUGCAUUUUACCUACAAAGCGUCACUACCACUGCACACAAAUUGCCUUGGAUUAUGGUGCAGAUGUUAACAACUGUACUACUAGGGGGAAGCCUUUACUUCUACAAGCCUGUGAGCAAGCUCAUGAUAUCCAAGAAAUAUGUCUGAAUUUUUUGGAAAGAGGAGUAAAUCCCGAUGCAAGGAACCCAGCUACAGGUCGCACAGCCUUGAUGGAAGCCGCAAGAGAAGGUGUUCUCGAGGUGGUGCGUGGUCUGCUUGAGAGAGGAGUUGAUGUCAACCUGUUUGACCUUGAAAGACACAGCGCUGCACAUUUUGCAGCCAAAGGUGGCUUUUUUGAGAUUUUGAGGAUUAUUUCAUCUUAUAAUGGAGACUUGGGCCUGAUUGCUAUGAACGGUAACACGCCACUUCAUUAUGCUGCAGAGGGAGGAUUUGCAAUUUGCUGCAAGUUUAUAGGACAAAGAGGCUGUGAUCCUACAUGGAAAAACCUGUUGACAAAGACUCCAAGAGCUGUUGCCAAGGAAGGUGGUUUUAAAGCAGCAGCAAAAGAACUGCGUAAAAUUGAACGCACUUUUAAAAAACAGUCCAAGCCUGGGGCUGAGGAGCUCAACCCCCGCUGGGCACUGAGGCUCUAUGACUGGUCCUUAGAGCACCAGGCUGCCCUCUACAAGGCGUUUGAGGCAGUUGACCAAGGAGAUGGAACAGUAGCUAAAGAUGAUUUUAUAUCAGUUAUUCAGCAGCAUUGUGCGUUUGUGGAUGCUGAACAAAUCAAAAGCAUUGCUGAAAUGCAUGAAGGAGAACUGGGAAUCAAGAUAGAAGAAUUCUUUAAAGGCUCUAAAUACUUGCAGAAAAGCUAUCUUAUAACGGCCUUUGGACCCAAAAAGAAGGGCAAGAAAGGGAAGAAACGAAGAGGCAAAAAAGGUGUCCCAGUCCCUGUGCCGAUUUGUGUUAUUCCAGAGAACGAGUUUCCACAUGGGGAAGAUGGCUUCCCUGCCUACAUGAUUGAGGCUAUUCAGGACAUGGCUGAUACCCACCAUCAUAUCCGAGACCACCCAUCUGCCCAUCCUGUGCAUGAUGACCGUGCCUGGUAUAUAGAUGAGCCAAGGAAAAUGUACAUGAACAUUAACUACCUCGUCAAAGCAGGAGACAUUCUGUCUCUACAGAAAGCAUUUGAGGAGGGUGUGCCAGUAGACAUAAAAGAUAAAUAUUACAAAACACCUUUGAUGACUGCAUGUGCCAGUGGGAACACAGACAUUGUGCAGUACCUUCUGGAAAAGGGGGCUGAUAUAAACACAACAGACAAUUUCAUGUGGACUCCCCUCCACCACGCUUGCUACCAUGGGCACCUAGGUAUUGCUGAGCUGCUGGUGAAGGCUGGAGCAGCAGUGGAUGCACCUGCAAUAGGGAAUGCAACCCCCCUAAUGAGAGCCAUCGAGAGCUGCAGGCUGGAUUUAGUUUACUUUUUGAUCAAGGCAGGUGCUGACAUCGAAGCUACAAACAGCAAUGGAAAGAAUGCUCUUGAUAUUGCUCAAGCAUUUGCAGAUUCUAGAAUAAUUGAUCUACUCCAAAGUGAAAUGGAAAAUUUGCCAGAAGUGGCAGAAAGAAAAGAAGCAAAGAAAGAAAAAGUUGAGAAGCCAGUGUCACCUGCAGAACUACAAGCUGCGAAAAGUGAGAUGUCUUGGGCAGCCAUAGAAGAACCCAUACUUGAAGGGUCACCGCGUUCUCCUAAGGACAGUGUUAUUUAUCUGAAUGCUUUGAUAACCAGUGGUGCUACUAAAACAGAAGACAUCUCAUUCAAACCCAGAAAGAUUUGGACCCCUGAUGAGGCAACACUGGAGCUAGUAAGAAAGCAAGAAUUGCUCCGUGAACGCUUUGAACUGGGUGGCCAUUCAGAAAGCUCCACAAACCCUUUUAAUAGAACCUUUACAGAAUAUGCCAGCUAGAAAAAGCUACUUCAGCAUGUAUUUUGAGGGGAAAACUCUAAAAGGCUGCUCCUUGGUAAGGAAGCAAUCAUGCAGUGCUCAGUAAAUGUAUCUCAGUUAUGGUUAAAAAAUGUAGCAAGUUUUUCCUCUGUAGAUUAUGUUGCUUACACACAAUCUUUUGUUAAGGGCUUAGUCUGGGAAAAGGUUUAUCCUCAUGUGAUUCCAAUCUCUGGAGCUGGCUCAAUGUAGUUCAUGGAGUGGCCACUGUUGUGACACACAUGUCCUUCUUCUUCGUAAAGGUAUGGCUUUAUGAGGCUAUUUUUCACCCCAACAUAAAGUUUUUUCCUGGAAUAUGCAAGUGGCACCCUUUCUACUAAAAAGGUUAUUAAAUAUAAUGAUAUGAAGAUGCUUCUUAUUAGCAUGAAGAAAAAGUGCUGAAAAUUCAUUAUAGAAAGUAGCCAAAAUUUGUGUGGUAGGAUCAGGCCAAACCAGCCUGUGUUCUGCAGAAAGACUCACCGCCCCUUAAAUUCUGUUGAUUAUCUCUGCAAAAUGGUUG